AUGACGAGGCCCGUUCCGACAAAUAUGCUAAUCCUCGCACCACCAUCGAGCAUACCUUUUUGUUUUUGUUUUUUUUUCAUCUCGACCCGGGCUCAUGGCCGUCCUGUUCCAUCAUCCUCCCCUCACCGCCUUCCCUUCCCUUCAGUCCUCGCGGAAGCCGCCGGCAAGACCCGCUCACAACCGACGGCUGGCGAAGCGAAGGCCAAGGUUGCUACUAGCACUAAGCGGGCGAGCAGCUCGGGGGCGAGCGGAUCAACUCCGUCUGGAAAGAAGCCACCCCGCUCGCAGCAGCCGGCAGGGCAGACGGCUGGCAGCAAGCGGCAGAGGCAGCAAGAAACGAUGGGCGUGAAGCAGCAGAGAUCGGUUGAUGGUCAUGCGGCAGCGAACGGAACUCGUGGGACGGGAGGGAAGGGGCACGUUGUGAAUGGCACGAGGCACGUGAAUGGCACGAGGCCGCAGCGGGGUGGUGGUGCUGCUGGUGGUGGGCUGCGCAAGGAGGGCGGCGGUGCUGUUGGCGGGCGUGGCGGGCGAGGAGGCAGUGUGAUUGGUGAGUGCGAAUGCGUCAUUGCACCACCACAUGCUGCUGACGUCUUAUUGGCUACUUGUGACCACCACAUGCACCUGUUAUGUUCAGUCAUUGCUGCAGCCUGUGGCAAGGCGGUUGAGUUGACGCGUUGCUUGUGCGUGGCAGGUGUGGUGGGCGCGCGGAUGAGUGGCGAGCAGAUGGUGGGGUCAGCAGGCAUGGCGAAUGCCACAGGGCGGCUGGAGUUGAGGCUUGUCAACCCUCGUUCCUCUGCUACUUACACUCCGUCUCACCCCUCAUGUGUUGACCCUCCUGUGUUGACCCUCCCUCUUCUCUCCUCACCCCCCUUCCCCACUCCCCAUCCCAGGACGGCCACUGACAUGGACGUGCACCUCCGCGUUCCCCCAGGGGGCUGUGCGCGGGCAGAUGGCCAACAUGACCCGCGGGGGGAAGUAGCAGCGGGGAGAGAAGGGGGCGUUGAAGGGCAGAUGUGCAACUUGACACGUGGUUGA
Messenger RNA from Closterium sp. Naga37s-1, 1035 nucleotides. Lineage: Eukaryota; Viridiplantae; Streptophyta; Zygnematophyceae; Desmidiales; Closteriaceae. The record is from the annotation of a GenBank genome assembly.